This is a messenger RNA of Colletes gigas, 2915 nucleotides long. Its product is annotated as protein O-mannosyl-transferase TMTC1-like. Gene Ontology annotation, biological process: protein O-linked glycosylation via mannose. Lineage: Eukaryota; Metazoa; Arthropoda; Insecta; Hymenoptera; Colletidae. Gene Ontology annotation, molecular function: mannosyltransferase activity; protein binding. The coding region runs from base 1 to 2280 and encodes 759 amino acids. The transcript is spliced from 15 exons. The record is from RefSeq and is a predicted model, not a curated record.
AUGAGACGACGGAACAAUGGCUCGGGCGGCGGCUACGCCGGCUGUUGCUGUCAGACCAGCAAGAGACCGGGUCGUAACGGAUGCAACAUAACGCUGGGAAACGAACCGCUCGGAUGGUGCAUCUACGCGACGGUCGCGUUGGUCGCCGUUGGCUGCUACCUGAACGCGUUAGGUGGUGAUUUCGUGCACGACGAUAUACCCGCGGUGCUGAGGAACAAAGACGUGUUAGCUCAGACACCGUGGACCAGUGUUUUCAAUGACGAUUUCUGGGGAACGCCGAUGCACGAUCUCAACAGCCACAAGAGCUACAGGCCCUUGACCACCCUGACCUUUCGGCUGAACUACCUGAUGUCGGGAUUAACGCCAAGCUGGUAUCACGCGACGAAUAUUGGCUUGCACGCCAUUGCAUGCGUUUUGGUCACAAGGGUGAGCAUAGUCGUCGCAUCGUUGCGUCCCGGAUUUGCAGCCCUGACCGGGUUGCUGUUUGCCGCUCAUCCUGUACACACGGAAGCGGUGACUGGUAUCGUCGGACGAGCGGACGUUCUAGCGUGUAUCUUCUUCUUGCUGUCGUUUCUUGCUUAUCACGGGCAGCAGACGGCUUACGUGUGGAGCAGCGUGUGCCUGGGAGCGCUAUCGAUGUUAGCCAAGGAAACCGGCAUUACUGUUUUGCCUCUAAACCUUCUUUACGACCUCUGUCGCUCCUGGCAUUCAAUCAAGAGAUCUAUUUUUGAAGCUAGAUGGAACGACGAUUCAAGGCACUUCUCUCGGCGCGCUGCAACUUUACUCGUUUCGUUUGGUGUGCUGCUGGUUGUGCGACUUGCUCUCCUUCACGGCGCUCUACCAAAGUUCUCGCCGCAGGAUAAUCCGGCAGCUUUUCAUCCCUGUUUCCACGUCAGAUUAUUGACGUUCUGCUAUCUGGCGGCUCUGAAUUGCUGGUUGCUGCUCUGCCCAGCGACACUUUCGCACGAUUGGCAGAUGGGAUCCGUUCCUUUGGUCGCUUCGUUGGCUGACACCAGAAAUCUGGCGACCUGCCUGUUUUUCGGCGGUUGUCUCAUUCUCACGUACAAAGCCUUCACAGAUUUCGAGCAACAGAGGCACCCGCCUCUUCUUCUUGGUUGGAUGUUCCUGGUACUGCCGUUCCUCCCCGCAUCCAAUCUAUUUAUUACCGUUGGAUUCGUCGUCGCGGAACGAGUACUGUACAUGCCGAGCGUUGGAUGGAUCCUUUUGGUCGUUUACGGAAUGCAAAUCUGCUGGACAGCGAUACCACGCAGAAGAAGUUUUAUAACCGCGGGAAUAGCGCUGCUGUUGAUCUUAGGGUGUUACAAAACCGUUCUUCGGAACAAAGACUGGACGUCCAGAGAAACUCUACUCAGAGCGGGGUUGCGGUCUCUUCCUCACAACGCCAAGAUGCAUUACAACUUUGCCAACUUCCUCAGAGACAUGUCGCAUCCGAACCGUGCGAUCCUGCAUUACCAGCUAGCCCUUUGGCUAUGGCCAGCUUAUGCCAGUGCCCAUAACAACCUCGGUACACUGACAGUGGGCGAUCAAGCGGAGCAACACUUUUUGGCGGCGAUAAACGCGCAGCCGGGGCACGUGAACGCUCACUAUAAUCUUGGUCAACUUUACAGGAAAACAAACAGGACAGAGGAAUGCAUACGAAUGUUACAAAAAUGCGUGUCCCUCGACCCGGCGUACACGCCCGCGUACUUGGUCCUAGCGAGAUUAGCAAACGGUCCAGCGGCGGGGGUGCUUCUCAGACACGUCGUUCGACUGCAACCCCGAAGUCCGGACCACCUCGCGGAAUAUGCUUCCUGGUUGUACCAAAACGGCAAAUGGCUACCCUCCCUGAAAUACUAUCUCAAAGCCAUGGAGAUCUCGCCCUCGCACAGAUCGUCGCUGUUGGGGACGGUCAGGAUUCUGAAGUCGCGGGGUCAAUGGCCAAGGGUGCAUCAACUCAUCACCAGAUGGCAUUUGAUGUUACGAGCGAAACGGGGUGGUUUCAUAUAUCGUGGCGAUCUUUACAUACGCUCGUGGCAGCUGCAAAGCGAAUCCCGUCGUCGAGCCCACCAGUAUCAGGGGAAUCUCUGCUUAUCGGAGGGUGGUUGUUUGACGCCGCGUGUCGCGAGCGUGUCGGUGCAGCUCGAGCAGGACAGCAACAAGUCGGAACAGCUGGAGCGACCGCCUCGCUGUAACGUACGUACCUGUAGACAGCCGCGGAAGGGAAAAUCGCGGGUCACCGCGCCGACUCUCCUCGUACAGAAUCUCCUGGAGACGCUCUAGCUACCGUGAAACUUGGAGUAACUCGGCCCCGUUCGACGCGCGACCACGGAGCACGAGUCCUGGACACCCGCUCGAAAACGAGUGUCCGGGCCACGAGGAUCGCCGUCGCCGGUUACGCGACGGAUGGAACGCGACAGGAUAAACCAGCGUUUCCCAACGUGCUGGCCGGUUGAGACUCCGGGGUGGCGUAAGUGCUCAAACGCUUCACUUUUAUUUUAUCGAAUACACGAAUCAUUUCGGAGACACUGUUGUCCACAGUGAGAGUAUAUUUUCAAAUAGGCUUUUUAACGUAAAAUCGGUUUUUUUACAUGAAAUGGGGGAUGUAAGAGAUAGCUACAACCAGAAGAGAAAUAGUAUAUCCAACCGUGUACUAUGUAAAGUCAAAAUUAUACACUUUGUGGAGAAGACGCGCUUUCGUGUUAAGUCUGUUUAAUGUUGCCAAACGGUGUGCAUCGGUCAUCCGUCUCGCUCUCGAAAAUAUUCUGUAGCUUCGUCGGUUCAAACUUUACGAAUAUAUUUUUAAACAACGUAAAGACGAAACUUUCGAUUUGUUUGCCGCUGCACCGUGGAUAAUCCUCUCUUAAGUGCACAAUAGGAUCGGGUCUGUUCGAUUUAAGAGGAGGGGUUCGUUGGAA